GACCAACCCACUUCGUGGCCGAACGCAGUUCUUUGCAGCACCGUCCACCACCUUUUCGACUUGAGAACUCUACUACAGAGCUCCUGCAUCAAGUCAUCAUGGCCCAGUCAGUUCAGGAUUUGAUCGUUUCCGUUCAUGAACGCCCAAGAUAUCUCUACUUUGUGCAGCAUGCCAGCUCUCGGGCCCGCAUAACCAACCACGGCGGCUUCGAUGCUGCAGAAUACUGGACUACGCCACACGACUCCGCACAUCUCCAACAGCUCAUCACGAACCAUGUGAACUGGGCAUGCAGAGUUCCUAGCUGCUUCAUUUCCACGUUUGGUAGCUUUGACCACGCCUAUAACUGGGGGAUGCAGAGGGACCGACCGGUUACCAUCCACCAAAUUGACACCGAUCAAAUGCACCCACAGGAGCCGAUCUUCAGAGCCUAUCAUUUCACGCCCAACUGUUUUGACAGCGAAUACCUGUUCUUGCAUGGCAUGUGUGGUUAUACCAUCAGGUAUAGAUAUUCUCUUCCCGGCUCCAUCCCAUCUAAUGGUCGGUAGAGCUGAAACAAACAUGACAGUGACGAGAAGCGCCUAGUACUGAGCAUACAACACACAUUGUCUUGGUCCUGUUAAAUGGGAUUUCCAUUUUCGACACGGCAAGGUGGAAAACUCUUUGCCACUCAGCAAUUUCCGGGUUUCAGGUUGCUCGAUAAUCGGGUAAUUGCGGCGCAAAGCAUAGGGUAUACGUAAAGAGAUGGAGCAUGGCAAAAAUGGAACGACAUGCAGUCACCACAAAUAAAUGUCAGGUCAGUCAUGUUCAUGUUGUCAACACUAAACACACAUGGGCCCUGCAUUGGUCCUCAAAAUGCAACUCUGCUGUCCACAUGGAAGAUAAUCUUUACUAGUCCGAUUAGUAGCUCUAGCCACAUUGGUCUGAUGUUGCAAGCAGAUUGGAAGUGGGCAAAGGCCCUUUGUCCCAUAAUUUUGGGACAACCUGGGUAUGUAAGCAGGUCGAUAGACCAAUCAAAGGGACGCCGCAGAGCCGCAACUGU
This is a messenger RNA of Neurospora crassa OR74A, 1039 nucleotides long. RefSeq lists its product as hypothetical. The record is from RefSeq and is a predicted model, not a curated record. NCBI's taxonomy places the organism in Eukaryota, Fungi, Ascomycota, Sordariomycetes, Sordariales, Sordariaceae. The transcript is spliced from 2 exons. Bases 99 to 545 code for a protein of 148 amino acids.